UCCCUGGAAGAGAGCUUCCGCAAAUUUGCCAUCUAUGGUGACACCAAGGCUACGGGACAAGAAAUGAACGGGAAGAACUGGUCCAAGUUGUGCAAAGACUGCAAAAUCACCGACGGCAAACACGUCACUAACACCGACGUGGACAUUGUCUUCUCCAAGGUGAAAGCAAAGACAGCCCGUGUCAUCAACUACGAGGAGUUCAAGAAGGCGCUGGAGGAGCUGGCCCCCAAGAGAUUUAAGGACAAGAGCAAAGAGGAGGCGUACGAAGCCAUCUGCCAGCUGGUGGCAGGGAAGGAGCCUGCUAACGUGGGCGUCACAAAAGCCAACACGGUGGGGGCUGUGGAGAGGCUGACAGACACCUCCAAGUACACGGGUUCCCACAAGGAACGCUUCGACGAGAGCGGGAAGGGCAAGGGCAAGAGCGGGCGGGAGGACAUCGUGGACAACAGCGGCUACGUCAGUGCCUACAAGAACGCGGGCACCUAUGACGCCAAAGUGAAAAAGUAG
Antrostomus carolinensis (chuck-will's-widow) is the source of this 507-nucleotide messenger RNA. RefSeq names its product tubulin polymerization promoting protein family member 3 (gene TPPP3). The record is from RefSeq and is a predicted model, not a curated record. Gene Ontology annotation, molecular function: tubulin binding. Gene Ontology annotation, cellular component: microtubule. The transcript has 3 exons. NCBI's taxonomy places the organism in Eukaryota, Metazoa, Chordata, Aves, Caprimulgiformes, Caprimulgidae. The annotation marks the transcript as partial. Gene Ontology annotation, biological process: microtubule bundle formation; microtubule polymerization; positive regulation of protein polymerization.